Molecule: messenger RNA, 402 nt
Organism: Trichoplax adhaerens
Lineage: Eukaryota; Metazoa; Placozoa; Uniplacotomia; Trichoplacea; Trichoplacidae
Exons: 2
Coding region: 1-402 (133 amino acids)
Source: RefSeq, a predicted model, not a curated record
AUGUCUGAUCAUACUACUUACAAUACAUUCGUCCGUACAAAUGGACCUCUAUCACAACAAGCAGAUGCAUUUUUCGCUAUCAUGCAAAAUUUUGCUUGGGGUCAGUUUUCACUAAUAUGCAAUCGUGCCGAAAAUCGUUUUAUUUGGAGCACCUUAUGUGAAUUAAUAACAGAAAAAUCGCGUCUACAGAACAAUCGCCAUAACAUUGCUUCAAAUAAGGAUUACGAUCUCACCAUGGCCACCGACGAUCAGAUGACGUCGUUAUUACAGGAGUUGCAAACAAAUUCACGAAAUUGUUACUUAUGUGACGUCGUUCACCCCAAAAAUAUGGAUAGUAUUCAGACUUGGUCGGUCUACUUAGUAAAAAUAAUUUAUCAAGUUUUACAUAAGCUUGCUAAUUGA